GUUUCCACCCCUGGAGAAAAUCUAAAUAGAAGGCUCUGAAAAUGACGUUUUAUUGAUUGGUUACCCGAAUGGCGGAAAUUUUGUCUUAAGUCCAAUAAAGUUAUUUCAUGAAUACUCGUGAACAUGGCCGCUUUGCCGUCGCCGACGCAGGUGGCUGGGAGUCAGUAUGGCAUGUAUGAAGCUUAUUAUCGAAUUGUUGAUCCCAACAACACUGGUUCUAUAGCCCCUGGAGAAGCUGCAGGUUUCCUUAAAAAGUCUGGUCUUUCUGACAUAAUACUCAGUAAAAUAUGGGAUCUGUCAGAUCCAACAGGAAAAGGCUACCUAAACAAACAAGGCUUUUUUGUGGCAUUAAAAUUAGUAUCUAUAGCACAAGCAGGACGCCCUACUACCAUGGACAAUAUAGUUUAUGACCUACCCCCACCCAAGAUGGGUGACCUAAAGAUAAAACCAGUGACUAACAAUGUUCCACCACCAGUUCCACCUGUUACCAUUGCACCUGGUGAUUGGGCCAUGAAAGAUCCAGAGAGGAUGAAAUAUGAACAACUUUUUGAAUCCCUAGGACCUGUUGGUGGAAAAAUACUGGGGAAUAAAGUCAAAGGUGUACUAAUGGAAUCAAAGUUACCCUUGGACACACUGGGUAAAAUAUGGGAUCUUGCAGACAUGGACAAGGAUGGAAUGUUAGACCGCCAUGAGUUUGUUGUUGCAAUGCAUUUGGUUUAUAAAGCCCUGGAGAAACACAGCAUUCCUAACGUGCUGCCUCCAGAGCUUCUUCCUCCAGGCAAGAGAAAACCAGCAGGUGUUGCAGCUCCACCUGUACCACCAGCACCUGCAGCAGCUGCUGUUGCUCUUGCACACCAUGCUCCUCCACCUGUACCCCCUGCUCCCGCUCCUGCACCCGCACCAGCCCCUGCGCAUAUGGUCGGUGCCCCACCAGCAAUGCCAGCUGCUCCCUCCCCCGUGCCGUGGGUUGUGACUGCUGAGGAACGAUCGAAAUACAGCAUUCUUUUCCACAAGACGGACAUAGACAAGGAUGGAUAUGUGUCUGGUGCUGAGAUCAAGGAUGUUUUUCUUCAAUCUGGGGUGCCUCAAGAUGUUCUGGCAAAUAUCUGGGGCUUGUGUGACAGUCAUCAAACUGGAAAACUCAAUUUAGAGCAGUUUGCUUUAGCCAUGUGGCUCAUUACUAGGAAACUAAAGGGUAUAGAUCCUCCAGCGGCUCUUACCCCUGAAAUGGUGCCUCCUAGCAUAAGGUCUGGAAAAGACGUCAUAACAGAGGCUGUACCAGCAGCAACUCCAUACUCUAACCCGGAGUUGGAUAUGAUAUCACGAGACAUUGAAGAGCUGUCAAGAGAAAAAAGAUUGUUAGAGAAUGAAAUUGCUCAGAAAGAGGCAGAUAUAGCUUAUAAAAGUGGAGAGGUGAAAAGCUUACAGAGUGAGCUUGAUACAUUAUCAGCCACUUUACGUCAAUUGGAAAACCAAAAAGGAGAGGCCUCUAAGCGGCUAAAUGACUUGAAGGCUCAGACUGAGGCUAUAGAGAAAGAGAUAAUAGAGAAAGUGGAAGAGCUGGAGGAAGAGACUAUGAAGGUGGACAAGCUGAGAAUGCAGGCAGAUGAGCAAGAAGUGGUUUUGAAGGCCCAAGAAGAAGAACUGACAAGUAAGAAGCAAGAGCUUGAGAAUUUGAAACAAGAAGAAGCACGCCUUGCCCAGCAGCAAGAACAAUUCAAACAAAAAUUAGAAAGUCUCUCCAAAGGUCUUCAAGAUUCACAGCUUCACAUUAGUCAGGCCAAAGCAAAGAUCACUUUAUUGCAAGAGCAACAUCAUCAAAUGUCAGAUGCUAUCAGUCUGUAUGAUACUGCAAUCAACACAAGUGAUGCAUCUGGAGUACCCGACUGGUCACUGAGUAUUGAGCCUGAAUUCAGAAACCCAGACAUCAAGAAGCUAAUCAUGGUUAAUGGUUCAAGUCCUACAUCAGAUAAUCCUGAGGGUAUGACAAACGGAAAGGAUCCUUUCAGUAAGCACAAUGGUCCGGUUGAUAGCAAGAAGGAAAAGAAGAGCUUAUUUGACGAUGAUCCAUCCUUCAGACCUACCAAAGCACUAAAUGAUCCAUUUGGUGGAUCUAGUGAUCCCUUUGGAGGGUCAGCAUUUGGAGCGAAGGAUGGGUUUUCAUCGGAUCCUUUCAAUGCGUUUGGGUCAUCUAAUACAGGUAAAAGUGAUCCGUUUGGAACUGAUCCAUUUGGUGAUCGAGCUGGUGCCAAGUCACCUGCAGAUCCUGGUAAGGAUGCUUUUGGAUGCGACCCCUUUGCCAUCUUGCAUGCUCCCACUGCUGCCAGUGCAGGGGGACCACCACCUCGUCCUGAGAGCCCCAGUCCUGCUCUACCUCCAAAGAAAAGCAAACAGCCACCACCGCGCCCGGCACCACCUCGACCAGCUAUGGGCCCCCCUCGUCCUGCUCAACCUUCAACAGCACCUAGCCCAAGUCCUGAUCCGAGAAACAUUGCCGAUGAUGGAUUUGGAGCUGAUCCGUUCACUGGUAGCUCAGCUGGUGGAGGAUUUGCAGAUUUUGCAAAUUUUGAUAGCAAGUUUUCUGACACUCUAGACUCAAGCUCCGAUUUGUCUCGGGUGUCAACACCAUCACGCACAGCACCUUCCCCAGGCUCUGUCACCUCUACCUCAGCUUCCGAGUCUACUCACAGAUAUGCAGCUUUUGAGUUCACUGAGGAUCCAUUCAGAAACUAUCGUUACGAAGAUCCAUUCAAUAUUGUUGAUCCUUUUGAUGAGGAUGCCAAUGGUAAUGUAGGGUCUUCACCAGCAAACAAAUCUGGUUCAGUUGAUCCAUUUGGAUUUGCCUCUUCUCCCGUAACAUCAGGUAAAAUUUCUCAGCCAAUGAGAGAAGAACCUUUGUUUGGAGACGAUUUUGGAGAUUCGUUCCAGAACAAUAAGAAACAGAUGAACAAAAAUGUGGAUGAUUUGUCAAACAACAAUAUGAAAUCUUCCAAACCUGAUAUUCAUUCAAGAAGUUUUACUGAAAAGACAAGCAGUAAAGAGAAGAAACAUUUUUGGAAUAAGGACAACCAUCAACAUACAAAGUCAAAGGAUAAAGAACCUUCAUUUCUCUCUGGUAAAUUCUUCCGGAAGAAUGCAUCUCAGAAUGGGUCAGAUCCAUCAGUGGCUCCUGCUACUGCAGCAGCAUUUGAGGAUCAACAAUUAUCAUGGGCAGCUGCUGAGAGUAUGCGCAUGGAGGAAGAAAGACGCAGCCGCCAAGAACAAGAAAAUGCUGAUCUAGCUCUAGCGCUAGCACUCAGUAGGUUAGAUUCAGGAAAAUAGGAUAUAAAGCUCUCCAAGAAUAUCGAAAAAAAGAAACUAGUCAAAAAGUCCUGGUUCUGGCUUUGAUGUCUACCACCUGGUGCAGUUUAGAACUUUUGAACUGUUCCCAUUUGUUGAAGUUGUGUCCAUUGUGCUCAUAUUGGGUAUGUGCAAACAGUUCUCUUAAUUUGACUGAUAUCUUCUAUUGGUAUGCCGAAUAUACCCUCACAGUUUUAUCAACAGAGUUGUUGGGCAAUAUCUUAUUGUGACCACGACAUACCUGACUGAAUUCAAACUGACAGUAGGAAGUGGAGACUAUGGCAUAAUGCUUAAGUCUUGUGUGGGCACAAUUUUAUUUUCCCUUUUAGUAGCCCAAAUCAUAUAUAUUGUAAAGUCAAUAAAUUUUGAUAGCGAAUUAUAGUGCUUUGGAAUGAGAUUAAGAAAAAAUGUUCAUGUAGAGCAUACUGACCGGUGAAGUUCUGUAUCAUCCAUAAGCGCUUGCUUCAUGUUACCAAUACAGUUAUAUAAUUAUUUUUCAGUAUAGUUGAAGCUCAGUUUUUGUUUCCAAGUCUGCUACCUGUUCAUCCAACUUUGAUAGCUCUGGCCUCCAGCACAAACUUUUUAUCAGUACUCGUAUUGAAAUUUGUGCUGUGAUCAAUGGCAGAGUAAGUUUUAAUUAUUAUUAUUAUUUUUGUGAUUUUAAGUCGAUUGUUCUUUUAAAAGUGCUUUAAUCUAAAUCUUAUUUUUAUUCACUCAGCUCCUCGUAGUCCUUUCAAAUCAUUACUAUUUUGUCAGAAAACACAGUCAUUUGUGAUUUUAUUUUGUGGUUUGGUGCCAAUAUUUUUAGUUGUUUGGCUGAGUAACAAGUUAACAGUAUAUUUUAUGCUUCCGGGGCUUUCUAUUUGCAAUUUUGUUGUCCUUUGAAAUUUUCAGUUUGUCUCCUUUUUAGCAAGUCUUACUAGUGACUGACUUUAGGCAAAAUGAAAAGCAACAUUAAAAUAGGUGUGCAUUAUUGACUGAUAUGAUCUUCUCAUUAAAAUUUGUUCUUAAUGGAUAUUGAUUAUCAAAAUUCCUUUUUAAUUUCUUUUUCAAAAAAUUUCCUUCGGCUGCUUGUAAGAACCAGCAUACAGCAAGAGCUUGUAUAUCAUCUGUAUGUGGUCAAUUCGCCCAUGUCAGGGCAAUGAUUCAACGAUUAAAACCAUACCCUCCCCAAGGCAAAAAUGAAAAUUGUAUCUUUAUACUAAUUUAAUUAAAGCAAUAUCAUAAAUUUCUUAUUUAGUAGCCUCUUUUGCUCAAAUAUAAAGGAUUACAGUUCUAGUUCCUGUCGUUGUAUUCAUUGGCGCUCAAUGUACACUUCCAUCAAUUUUUAUUUGUGUUUUAGCCAUAAGUUUUUUCAUUUGAUUUUCACUUCCCUUCUAUAUUGGGCUUACAUUAGGCGUUCCACAGCUUGUGUAUGAGGCAGUUCGCAGUUUUGAGAAUUGUUGAGGAUGUGUUGAUCUCAUUGGCUGAAAUUCGAUUUUGGUGCACUUUUCCUGUAACAUUAUUGUAUCUUAUGUGACAGGUGACAUGAAUCUAGUCGCUCUUCAACUGUGAGUGCCCAUACUGUUAUUUAGGAUCUGUGAUUUUAACACAUCCUGUAUGAAAGUGUCUUGGUCAGUGAAAUAUUUUGAAGUCAAGUCAACGAUAAGAAAGACCAUUGUUCUUACCUGACAAUACUGUAGUUUCUCUCCUAGAAUGUCUCUGUUAAGCAACAUUUAUUUUGGCUCAUAUAAACCUAAUUGUAACUUAAGAAAAUGUGUAAAGACAUAGGGGAAGGUUCAGUGUCUACCGCAUUAACCAUUUAUUGAGUAAACUGUUCCUUCCCUAUUACUAUUCUUCGGAAGCAGACUAAAAUGUUAUUUAAUGUUGUGUUGAAGAUUUACAUCAAUCUUUAUCAUAUCACAGCAAGGUAGCUAAAUUAUGAAAGGGAGAAAACUGUCAAAGUCAAGUGUCUUUUCUUUUGAUCAUCUUUGUUAUAAAAUUUAGUAUAUAUACACCUUUAAGGUGUUCUCUCAAUUUGUGCAAUAAUGAACAUUACAGCAAAGAUUGUGAAGUGCUAUUAACUGCAUUUCUCUGUUUAAGAUAUUUGCUUCCUAAUUUCUAUUCUUUGUUAGGUAAGUCAAGGAAAAUGUAGUGCCAUGAGUAUUUUGUAUUUCAUCUCAUGAUGAUGAGUGAGCUUCAAAAAAAACUGCUGCAUGCAUUCAUAACUUUGCAUUUGCAUACUUGCUGUUGAAAGGGUGAUCAAAGUUUGCAAGCAUUUUCUUGUUGUGCUCUUUCGUACUGCUUGGUAUUUACAAAAUCAUAGAUAAAAGAGAAAAUGGCAUAUGCAGAAAUGUUUUGUUUUUCUAGUAGCAAUUGCUUGGAAAUAUAAUCAUUGAACACAGUUGGUUACGAUUCUUCAAUUUAAGAUGAGCAUUCGGACUAGCACCCCAGCUAUGCUUAGGUGUGAUUAACUGUCAAUACCAUCUAGUGGGCCCGAAUAGAACAAUUAUUCUUGUUAUGGUCAUAUAAUAGCCUUGUUAGUUUUGCAGGGUUCCAUUGUAAUGAAAAGUUAUUUGCACGAUUGUGAGUGUUCCAGCUUUUAGAAAUUUUUGAUUGAGUGGCAGGGACAUGAUGAAUGAUGGCAUGGUCAUUUUUUUAGAUGUAAGUUGUAGAAUGAAGUUGGGCUUACACCAGACAUAGCAGCUUUGAAAGAAAAAAAUGGUAAUCUAGUUUGUGGUAAGGGAAAGCAAGGUUAAGGAUGUGUAUUCAAAAUUUUCAUGUAAUUUGAAACCAAAAGGAAUACAUUUAAUUCUUUUAAAUUGAAGCUUGAAACACCACGUUUAUAGUAAGUGUAUUAUUAUUAUUAUUCACAUUAUUUCUGAUUAUUGCAGCCAAGGAGUUUUCUAACCUGUGAAAUAGGACUAGCAUUGUUAAAUUUUGGUUGUUAGUUAACUUCUUGGCUGUUAUAGUCAAAUUUUGCCAUAAGAGUAUGCUAUGUAUCAUAUUAAUUAAUCAUAUCAUUCUGAUAGGUUUGUUUGUAGCCUCUCACCAUGUGACAUGAGAUCUGUUUGAAUGUCUCAGUGGCUAAAAAGUGCAAAUUUCCUGCACUUCCAUUUUGUCAUAUGUUGGAAUUGAGUGUUCAUCGCAUAGAUGUUCCUCAGUUGUGAUAUUGUUGCCCUUCUUUUUAUUAUCUUUAAGAAAUGUUUCUGUAAGUAUUAGACAAAUUUUAACAUUCCAAUUACUGCCUUCUGCUGUUUUAUAUCCAAUUUAAUGGAUAUAUUUCCUUUUAAUUUUGUACUAGUAAUCUGAUUUUGAGAAAUCCCAGCUAUUUCGGUCACAGAGUCAACUAGUAACUAAUGCCUCUUCAUGUUAUUUAUUUUUAAAACAAAAUUUAGCUACUCAUUCACAAAUGUACCAAAAACUGAUGUUAUGUCCUAAUUAGGUGGCAGGUUGUAGUUUUGAAGUAAGUGCAAUAUAUUUUUCUUUUGCAAUUUGCCUCUGCAGUUGUACAUUUUCUUGCCAAGUUAUUGUUGAUUCAAAGUUUUGUGGCCUUUAUAACUCAAAUUGGUUGUAGAAACUAGCAUGUUGCAUUGCAACUGCUCUAAAAAAACACAAAAAACAAGCUCGCAUUUUAAAUUGAAGAAACUAAUGUGUGUGAAGCUGGUGUGCUGUCUCCCUGUUCCUUUACUUAUUAGUAUAUAUAUUUUUUUUGGAAUUGACCGAAGUAGAACUGUUAUGUAGAGUAUUAAUAUGUUGUAUGUGUGUCUAUGUAUAAAUACGAACUGUAAGUAAGAUUUAAUUAUUAAGUUGUUGCUGUUAUUGUGUAUAUAUAAAUAUAUAAUGAUCAAGCAUGCUUUUGUGAAGUAUUUGGAUAAAAUAAUUGAGUCAAAAAUAUCCAUUUUCUUGAAAUUUCAUCAUUCAUUUAUUGAAAAAUAAGUGUUCCAUUGUUAUUUUCUCCUCAAGUGAGACAGGAAAAGUAACUGUGCUGACUUGUAAAUAAAUAGUUGGUAAUUCACCAUUA
This is a messenger RNA of Frankliniella occidentalis (western flower thrips), 7342 nucleotides long. RefSeq names its product epidermal growth factor receptor substrate 15-like 1 (gene Eps-15). Gene Ontology annotation, cellular component: cytoplasm; clathrin coat of coated pit; plasma membrane. The record is from RefSeq and is a predicted model, not a curated record. Bases 124 to 3321 code for a protein of 1065 amino acids. Gene Ontology annotation, molecular function: calcium ion binding; cadherin binding. Gene Ontology annotation, biological process: endocytosis; endosomal transport. The transcript is spliced from 19 exons. NCBI's taxonomy places the organism in Eukaryota, Metazoa, Arthropoda, Insecta, Thysanoptera, Thripidae.